Messenger RNA from Haplochromis burtoni (Burton's mouthbrooder), 4268 nucleotides. Its product is annotated as SS18L1 subunit of BAF chromatin remodeling complex. Gene Ontology annotation, molecular function: transcription coactivator activity. The record is from RefSeq and is a predicted model, not a curated record. Gene Ontology annotation, cellular component: nucleus. The transcript has 11 exons. The coding region runs from base 654 to 1901 and encodes 415 amino acids. Gene Ontology annotation, biological process: positive regulation of transcription by RNA polymerase II; positive regulation of dendrite morphogenesis. Lineage: Eukaryota; Metazoa; Chordata; Actinopteri; Cichliformes; Cichlidae.
UUUCUAUGGCUGUUUCUUUGUCCUUUUAAGAAGGAUCACUCCUUUAAACAACGUUUGCAAUAUAUUCAAGAUUCGAUUAUAUAAACUGGCAAAAAAUUUAAAAAGCGUAAAUGUCACACUGAAUUAUAAGAUUACACGUUCCCUGAUUCAGCACUUGAGGGGCAAGUGCUGUUGUUAAAAAGUAAACACUCCACAGUGAACGGUGGGAUUCCCACAUUUCCUGAAAUGCUGAAAGCAACUUUGGCUACAGCUGAUCCUUAAAGGUUUUGCGCACUGAGCAGCGUGUGCUCCAAGCAGACUGCUUUCUUGAAUCAAACGAUACCCCGUCUACAGUGAGGGGAAAGUGGUAGGCUACUCACUGCCUGGACUAUACCAAAAUCUGAGGGAGAGGGAUUUGUCCCUUACCAUCAUAUCCCUUUAUAUGCAUGUAAUUAUUUGCACGCAGAUAAUAAAUAAUAGCUUAAAGGAAAUCCUGUUUAAUGCCAUUCAGAUAAGUCAAGUGUUUUCUAAUUUUCCAUCUUUCGCGACAUGGCUCUGGUUUGGUCAGUACCCCUAUUCCUGGUAAUGGAGAAACUAUGUAACCAAAUAGAAGGCUGCGCUCGAGAUAAUAAAUAUUGGAAUAAAAGCGGCUCUUUUAUUUCCCAUAUGACAAAAUGUCGGUGGCGUUUUCAUCGGCGCGCCCCAGAAGUAAAGGGGAGGUGACACAGCAAACCAUUCAAAAGAUGCUGGAUGAAAAUCAUCAUUUAAUACAGUGCAUAAUGGAUUACCAAAGCAAAGGCAAGACGGCUGAAUGCACACAGUAUCAGCAGAUCCUGCACAGAAAUCUUGUUUACUUGGCCACAAUAGCUGAUUCAAAUCAGAACAUGCAGUCAUUACUACCUGCGCCUCCGACUUCCAGUAUGUCUUUGGGUCCUGGAGGGAUGGGCCAGAGUGGGGGACAUGCUCAAAGUAACCUCAAUGACAACAUGGGACCAGCACUGCCCCCGACAUCAAUGAUGCAGAGCCAAAUGAGUAAUGGGCCCAGCCAUGCCCCCAUGCAGCAGCAGUCUGGUCAGGUGCAGUCGGCUAUUCCCUCCACCUCCCUCAGCCUGCCAGCAAGCAGCUAUGGCAGCUCGCUCCCUGGGUACAGCCACGCUGCGCCCUCCUCCCAGGGCAGCAUGAUCCAGGGCCCUGGGCCUGGUUAUGGCUCUUCCUCCUCUUCUUCCUCCACAUCCUCAUCCUCUUCUUCCUCCUCCCGCAGCAACCUCAACAUGCAUUCCAACCAAGUCUCCAUGAUGCACCAGCAGUCUGCCACACCACACUACUCCUCAGCCCAAGCUGGGGGGCAACAUUAUCAGGGACAGCAGGCUAUGGGCAUGAUGGGUCAGGGCAGUCAAGGAAACAGCAUGAUGUCUCAGAGGCCCAUGGGAUCCUACCGCUCUUCUCAGCAAGGAUCUGCACAGCAGUACAUGGGACAAGACGAGUUCUACGGAGAGCAGUAUGGACACACUCAGAGCUCCAGCGAGCCCAUAAACCAGCAGUAUUACCCUGAUGGUCACGGGGAGUAUUCAUAUCAACAGUCCUCUUAUGGGGAACAAGGGUAUGAUAGAUCAUUUGAUGAAUCCUCACAACAUUACUAUGAAGGAGGGAACUCUCAGUACAGUCAACAGCAGGCCCAGUAUCAACAGAGCUCUGGCCAGCAGCAAGCCUUCAGCCAACAGCAGUACUCUUCUCAACAAGGCUACAGUGGACAGCCCCAGGGAUAUGGUCCAGUCCAGGGAGGAUCGUCUCAAUAUUCUCAGUAUCAGCAGAGUCAAAGCCAACAGUAUGGAUCCUACCGAUCUUCCCAGGGAGGCCCUGGAGCGCAGACGCAGAGGCCGUUCUCCUAUGAACAGGGUCAAUAUGGAAAUUAUCAGCAAUGAGGCAGCACAAUGUUUUGCUGGUGGAAGAAAAUGUGCGAUGGAACAUUCAACAGUAAUGAACUGGGCUCAGCUAUGGAUUAGAUCAGGCUGCCAUCAGAUUUAUUAUCCUCUCAUUACUCAUCAUUCUAGCUAAAAUAAUUAAUCCAGUCAAAUGUGAUGCUUCCCUCCUCUGUUUUAAUUUCAACAGGGUUGUAGCUGGUUGUGGUGCUUGCAAAACCAAGGCAGUUAAUGUAACCAUUCUAUACAAGCUACUAAAAAGGGCGCUGUGGAGUUGUCACAUGCACCUCAGCCACAUGCACAAAUAAACUUGUUCUCUGUCCCCUACCUUUAUUGUUUUAAGAGCUUUUGAUGUUAUUUUAUUUUUGGUGCACAGCGCAAGUGAGACUGUGGGAGUACAAAAAAAAGCUUAUUAGCCUUGAAGAGAAUAUUCUUUGAUAUUUGAUAGAAGACUAUAAAUCUUGCUCUUAUUCCUGGUAUAAACACUGUUAUAUCUCAUGGUACAUCCUUAAAAAAAGGUGAAAAUGUUGGUCGUUAAACCUGACUUGAUCAUGGGGUUUGUCUGUGUUAGUCAAACUGUGAUGUGUUGCUGUGUGGUAUAACAUUAUGUGUUUUCACUCUCUACAUAUGUCUUGCUGAGGUAAUCGACAUAAUAGAUAGUUGACAGACGAAAACUUAACAAUGUGUAUCAUUGUCCAUGAUAAUCUUACAUCGUGGUAGUAUUUUUGACACUAUAUUUUGAGUGGCAUCGCUCUGCGCCGGCUUAUAGCGUCUGUGCAGAGGUAAGGAGUGUUGCGCUCUGAUGCCAUAAAGUAAUGAUUUUUACAUAAAAUUGCAUUGCCACUUUGUCUGCACUUUAUUUUACAGUGACAGUGUAUGUAUUGUCUAAUAUUUUGUAUCGUAGCGUGAUUCAGGCUGUUUUUAAGAGAUGAUACUCAAAAAGCCAAAGUAACACAGGAACAGAACAGUAACAUGUCCUGCACCUCAACUUCAAUAAGUGCAAUACACUCAGCUCCGUCAGUCAUGUUGAGGUUGGCUCUUACGGUGAACUUUACGUGAUUAUAUGUAGUUUUUUUUUGUUUGUUUGUUUGUUUUGUUUUUUUACAUACAGCUGUGAUAAAGACAGAGAUCGUUUGUCUCAAGUUAUUCAGUGUUAUGUUACAGGAAAAGAACAGAAUGUGAUAGACUAUUUAAGAAUAUUACUUCUUUAUUUACGUGACUUAGAGGCAGAUAUGUGAAUAUAUCAAACAUAAAUCUUACUACUUUAGCAGUUUUUUUUCUUUGUAAUUUUUUUUUAUUGCUAUUAUUUGUAUUAGAUCAAGGAAUUCAUGUAAGAAAAAUAAUACAAUUGUUGCAGCAGUAUAAUUUUUGUUCAUGUACAAGAAUUUACCUUUUUCAUAUUUAUUAUCGAUCGAUCUAUCUGCAAGUUAUUUCUUUGUUUAUUUAGUUAAAAAGAAAUCAGACAACUUUUUUUUUUAUUUCUGUGGUUGUGAGGGUCCAACUUAGCAGUAUUCUGUUAUAACAUCUUGUUGUAACUCAACUUACCUCAGAGGGGAAGAAUAACACAACAACUGUGGUCAUUCUGCAGGGGUUAUCAAGGAUGGGAGAUACCUGGCUGUCAAACAGCUGAUUAACUAUGUACCACUCAACACUGACAAUCACAGGCGUCUCUAAAUUGGUAUCAGUUUCUCAUUUUUACUGUGAACCAAACAUGUGCGGCAAGUUGUUUUCCAGUUCUACGUAGUGUGUCAUCACUCAUGGGUGGUAUGCCUUGUUAGUGUGCGUGUCGGUGUGUGUGGAUGUGCGAGAAGGAGAGUUUGAUGUGCAUAAUCCAAAUAUGAAUGUUAUCUACUUAUCUAUUGUAAGACUGCAUCGCCUGAUUUUUUCUGCUGUCUUUUGUUACUAUUUGCUAUACAAAAAUAAAUUGACAUUCACCUUUUGUGUGUCUGGAUUUUGUCAUCUGAACGUGAGUCAGAGAUUCUUUAAUAUUUCAUUGUAUGCUCAUUGGUCACUUCAUUAGGCACACCUGUUCUUCAGAUUACUAGGCAAUAAUUUAGACAACUUAUUAUGCUCAGGUUUAAGCCAAGCAUCAGAAUGAGGAAGAAAUGUGAUUUCUUUACUUUGUAGUUGCUGGUGCCUGGUGGGCCAUCUCUAGGGUUUCCAAAGAAGGGUCUCAAAAAGAGAAAAUAUCCAGUGAAGAGCAAUUCAGAGUAAAAAUGUCGCCAGAGAAGAAUGGCCAAACUGCUUUGAGCUAAGAGGAAGGCAGCUUCUUAAAUCUAUUCAAAGAAGAAGUAAGGCAAUUUUAAAGGCAAAAGGGGGUUUCAACCUGGUACUUGUAAGGUUUACUUAAUAAAGUCUCCAUCAUGUGUA